UUAUACUUAAUACAAUAUAAUAAUAUUAUAUCAUAAUAUAUAUAUAUAUAUCCUAUGUUCAAAAUAUAACGUUACAAAUUUUUAUCUCGAAAAUACAGCAUUUCCGAGAAAAAUUGUUCAGAGAAGAGUUAUCCAAUUUCAAGGGUGAAAUAUAAUGGCACUUAUUGUUUUUUAUUUAAUGAAAGGUUUCCAGGUCAUUUCAAGGCCAACUUUGGUUUGUUCAAAUAGGAACCUACAUUUUUUAUAAGGGUAAUGUAUUCUACGAAAAAAGAUUCUACGAAAAAAGAAUUAUUGUCUGAUAUAAUUCUUCAUGGCGCAUAAGAAAAAAGGAAUUAGGUUAUAGAGUAUUAAAUAUAAUUUCAUUUAAUAUUGUAUAAAAAUAAAGAUGAUUUAUCAGAGCUCUACGUGACGUUUGUAUAAAAUUACAAUAAUAAUAAUUCUAAUAUAUUUUUGAUGACAGUCAUUAUUUAAGACAAAUCUUUAAAUAUAAAUACGAUCUUUUAUUAAAUGAAAGGCUAAAGCUUCGAAAUUGUGUCUGAAAGUCCAAAAGAACAGAAAGAAAAGAAAAGAAAAAGAAAAAAAAGAAAAGAAAGAAAGAAAGAAAGAAAGACAGACAGAAAGUAAAGAAUGGAAAAGGGGGAUCCGUUGAAAUUGAUAGCGUAGAAAAUUUUCGUAAGUUUCUUUGAUAAAAAAAAGUAAGAACGAUCCGUCAAAAAAGCUUCGUUGACGCUUAGAACGAAGAAACAAAAAAAAAAAAAAAGAAAAGAUUUGUAAAAUGAGAAGAAUGUAAGGAAAGAGGGCGAAGAUACGGGAAAAAAAGAAAAAAAAUAUGUAAACGUUAGAUCGAGAGACUGGCAACGCAGGCAUCAUCAUGAAAAUAAUAUCCGAAGAAUUUCCAUUACCUCGAGAGUACCACCCACUCGGCUCCUCUUUCUUAUAUAAAAGAGAACCCAGAACGAAAUAGAAAGGAAAGGAAAAGGAAAAGAAGACCGAAAAGAAGAGGAAGAAGAAGAAGAAGAAGAGGGAAAAAAAGGAAGAAAAAAGAAUAGUUCUAUCGACUAAGAGGUCACCGAUACGACCGCUAUCACCUUCGUCUUUUAAACUUUAACCUCUUUUCUUCUUUUUACUUUUGAUUUGUUCCUUCAUCCAUUCGUUUCAAAUACUACGUAACAAUGAAGUUGAGUAAAGUAUAAUAGUGAGUAUUAUACAGGGUGGAUAAAAAGCUUCUAACCUCGUAGUUUUGCAACUAAUGUAAAAAGAAGAAAAAAAUAAAUAAAUAAAUAAAUAAAUAAAUAAAUAAAAUGACAAAAGAUAAAACAGUCGAAAAAUUUUCGAAAAAAUUGAUUGACAUUUAAGAUCACCUAGGAACUUUUGACCUACCGUAUAUAUCGUUGUACGUUUACUCGGAAAAUUUAUGUAAAUUCGUUUAUUGGCAAUUUGGUCGAUAGCACUCGACGAAAUAUCGACAGGAAUGUCAACCAGAAUUUUUGCACGACCUCGUAUUAAAAAUGAAAGCCUACAUCUUCACACCGGGUGACUCUAUAUGCCGUAAGGGUGAAGUAGCUAGAGAAAUGUUCAUAAUAGCGGACGGUAUACUCGAGGUAAUCAGCGAAACUGGAAGAGUUCUUACAACGAUGAAAGCCGGCGACUUUUUUGGUGAAAUUGGCAUACUCAAUCUCGACGGAUUAAAUAAACGAACAGCUGACGUCCGAUCGGUUGGAUAUUCCGAAUUAUUUAGUCUAUCACGCGAGGACGUUCUAGCAGCAAUGAAGGAUUAUCCAGAAGCCCAAGAAAUUUUACAAAAUCUUGGAAGAAAACGAUUGAUGGAAGCAAAGAGAGUAGCACGUGCAUCGAGACAACCAACGUCACCUGGACACGACUCGUCGGACAACAGUACCGGUAAAAGAAUCGUGGACAAGUUAAAGAGCGAUGUGAAAGGUUGGAAGAACGUUUUAAGAAAAAGUAAACGUAAUACUAGACCAGAAGAGAGUUUAGAAUUGCAACCGUUGACAUCAAAAACACCGUCCAGUUCAACGAAGAGACAACGACACAAGGUAGAAGAUGUACAAGAUACUGCAACAACAAAUGCAAUUCAAGAACCACCUGUGUCACCUUUGGGUGCUGGUCUACCUCUUCUCUCAAUAUUAAAAUUACUCAAGGAGAAAGAAGAACGAGAGGAGAGACGUAAUCUAAUGGAGACUCAAGUUCACGUGCCUGAACAACAGCCGCCACCGGCUGAAGCACUUGUUCCAACUAAUCCUAAUUUAUCAUUCACACAAAGAGUACUCUUAUUAAAAGCUAAAAACGAACAAGAGGCACAAGCUCAAGCGGAAAAGGAAGCCACGAUGAAGGAGCCUUUAUUGUCAAAGAAUACGACUGUAACGGAAAAUGUUCAAGAAGAUUCGAAGGAGACACAACAAAAGAUUGCCGAUAAAAUAUCGAUACCAAAAGUAUCAUCUUUGGUUGAUAAACGACAGUUUCAAUCUACGAAUAAUGUUGUGGUACCAUCGAUAAUUCCAAAACCUUCACCAUCCGUCGCAACAAUCGAAAAUACACCAACGACUAACGACGUUGUUGUCUCAAAUGGUACUACCAAUGUUAAAAAACCUUGGGCUAUGCUCAAAGAUGCUUCCUUAACUACUACUACUACAACAACUUUCUUGAUGUCAUCUUCGACGAUAAAGAACAAUAUACCUCAAAGAAGUUCACCAAUUAAAAGACCGCAAACGAAACAACAACAAAGUCUUGCUCAUCUCAGGCAACAAACCAAAAUGUAUGCUUCCGUCGACGAUCUAUCGCCAGAAUAUUGCGGCCUACCGUUCGUUAAGAAGCUCAAGAUAUUGAACGAAAGGCAAAAGCUUGCUGAACUUGAGAAAGCAGUGAGAAGUUCUAGUUUAGACUGCGGUGAAAAUUCCAAUUUAACUACUUUCGAUGGGAGUCUCACUCGUAGCCAUUCUGAAGCCUGUGCUAUUGAAUAUGCAAGAAAACUUGCUAAACUCAAUCAAGUACGGGGUCUAAAAAGUCCAUCUUCACCAACGGAACCAUUAUCACCGGAAAAUGAGACACUCGAAAGGCGAGACUUAAAGAGCAUCUUGAAGAAACUCUCAGCAAGUAGUAGAACAGGUAGUUCGGAUACUUCAGCAACGAGUAUACCUGAUCGUGAAGCUGCUACUGCCGAAUUAAGACGAUUAAUGAGAGCACCAACGAUCGAAGGUUAUGCUGCCAGACAUACGAAAUUAUCGAAAAGUGUAACCUUCAAUAAAUAUACAUUACAAAGUCCACCGUCCGAGCAGAGCCCAGGAAAUUAUCCUCUCGGGGAUCAGUUGUCUGAAUCUCAGGAACAGACCUCACUGCCACCGCCCAAUAAAAUUACUUUCCGUCCUUCGGGCAGUGAGGCUAUUCUGCAAAUGGAGACUAAACAACAAGAAGAGGAAUAUCUUAGAAAAUUCGUAUCGGGUAUUAUAGAAAUCAUACAAGCACGUUUAGAGGAGGACAUUCAAAAUAAAUUCGGACGAGAAUUCGUUUCCUUGGAAUUAGAGAUUCGUAAGCGAGACGAAAUCAUUUCACAACUUCAAGGAAGGAUACAAGAAUUGGAAGAAAAUGAAAGAAGAAAAUGUGACGAAGUAAUAGCUCUUACCGGCGAUGACAGUACAAAACACGACAUUUCCCUCGAGGAAGAUUUGGACGAUGAUAACGAGGAAGAAUAUGACGACGAUAGGGAAGAUCAUCCUUUUAUGAGAGAUGGCUCGGUGGAUACUGUUUUAACAGCUCGUUCACGUGGUUAUGGACGACCUUCGCCAACGAGCGAAUCUUCGCACAACAGAAGAUCCUGGGAAGAACAUUCCGAGGAGGAAACUUUAGAAUUACAGGAAUUACCAAGAUCAAUAGUUCCACAAAGUUUGUGGAGAGACGAAGUUGCAAUAGAUUUGGAAUCCAAUAGCGAAAGUAGUAAAUCCGAAGAUGAUGAUGGUGGUUGUCAUUCUCGAACGUUACCAUCUGGUAGCGAUAGCGACGACGAAGAUACCAAAAGUGAAUGUGCCAAGGAUUGGGAAGCUAAGAUGCUUGCUGAAGAGCUCGAGGCGAGACAGAGAAGUAGCGAAAAUGAUAGCCCAGGUUCCUAGCGCAUUAACGAGGUCCUAGAAGUAUUCUGUUAUUUAACGAAUACAAUGCGCACCGACAAUUGGAGAAGUGCAGCAGCUGGUAGUGGAGCUUUUUGUGAAAACGAUUGCCCUUACUUGCAAUUAGACUUUAAUAGUUUGACUAGUCGUAGAGAGACUAUGAUGUAGUUCUCCUUGAUCGAGUUCAAGAUUGAGAUUAAUGCGUAUAUGAAAAGAGAGAAAGAGAAAAAGAGAGAGGGGGGAGGGGGGGAAUUGCAGGAUAGUCGCUCGUUUUCUACAGAAAGGAUUCUAAUUUCUAAUGUGAAUCCAAAUGUACGUACAAUUUUCGUGAACACACAAUGCCUUUUACUUUUCUAUCUUCGAAUCCUGAAUUUAAAAGUGUUAAUUUUUAAUGUAAAGUUUUCUUUUCCUUUUCUUUUUUUUUCUUUUUUUUUCUUUUUUUUUUUUUUUUUUUUUUUUUUUUAAUUCAUCAUAAAACGUCUCUUCUUCUUUUUAUUUCGAUUAAAGACUCAUUUUGAAAUCCUUCUCUUGCAAAUUCGAAUAGUCACUUUCAAAUAUAUUACACGUAGCGAUUAUCGAAUGAUCAAACAAAAUUAUUCUCGGCUAAGGAUUACCUCAAAUCGUCGCUCGUCAUUUCGGUAAGUCUUUAAAAUACUCGUCGCGUCGAUCUCAUUGUUCUAUUAAUUCAUUAUUAUUAAUUUCAUUUAAAAAAAAAAGGUGUAUUAAUAUUGUUUGAAAAAAAAAAAAAAAAAAAAAAAAAAAAAAAAAAAAUACUUUCUUGCGUUUUUUACAUUUGGGAUAAUAAUCGACAAAGUUUUCCAUAUUUAUCGAAUGAAACAGAAGUUAUUGUUGAUACGAUUUAUCGAGUUACAGUAAAAUACACGAUAAAGUUGCGAUGAAUUAUCUCAUGUAAAGAUAUUUAAAAAAAAAAAAAAAAAAAAGAAAAAAAGGAAAAAAAAAAGGAAAAAAAAAGAAAAAAAAUACAAAUUACACAUAAAGUUUUUAAGAUACUUAUGUCAAUUUUUACGUUUAUAUAAUGCCAAAUGAUUUAUUUAUAUCCUUUGUUCUCGUUCACGAUUAACUUUUUAAAAGCUGCACCACAAAUGAUUAGACGUGUUUGAUAAAUACGAUGCAAAGUUUCAAAUGAUUAAAAAAAAAAAAAAAAAAAAAAAAAAAAAAAAAGUAUGCGUUUAUGUGUAUCCAUAAUAUAUACACAUUAUACGUGAUUCAAAAGCAAAAUGACAAAUAUAUUAAGUAUAUCAACCAGACCAAGCUCAAUAUUUCUAGAUUCUUUACAAAAUACAUCUCUAUUAAGUGACAAAGGACUAUUAAGUAAGAGAAAGAAACUAUUAAGAUAUUGUAAAUAUUAGCCUAUAAUUUAUUUAUCUAUGAAUGAGAGAAGAAGAGCGAAUGUACGAGUAGGAUAAUAAAACGAAAAAAAAAAAAGAAAAAAUAACACAGAAAUAAAAGAAAUACAAGGAUAUGAGCGCCUUUGUGUGAAAGUGAACGUUAAAUUCAGUGGAUUGUGAAUGAGCAUUUUAGAUGCUGUCAUGUACCUAUUACGAGGACGAAAGGAAUAUACAAUAAAGCAAACAACGUUUUCAAGUCUUGGAAUUUUUACAUUACCUAAAAAUAUAAUUACACAUAAAAUUGAUAAUUAAAAAGAUUAAUAAGACUCAAUAACUAUAAUAAAGUCAAGUAAUUCAGUAAUAUUUAUAAAGAUAUAUAAGAUAAAAUUGUGUAGUUUCUCGUUUAGUGUUUCAAAAAAAAAAAAAAAAAAAAAAAAAUGAAACUUGCCUCCAUUAAUUCACCACGUGAUCAAUACGUUUCAAUAAACUCCGCUAGAGAGCACCGUCUGUAUGUCCAACCUAAGUGACGUUUCGUUUGACACGUCGGCACACGCGCUACACUUGCAACGUUUCUGCGCAUGCGUCGAAUUCGACUAUAACAGAAGGACACUUAAUUUUGUACAAAUAACGUCUCUGUGUCAAUCAAUUAUUUUGUAUUUAAAAAAAUAUUCAAAAAUGUCAGGAAAAUCAAAAGCAUUUACUAAAGAGGAAGAACUUCUACUUCAGGAUUUUUCCAGAAACGUUUCUACCAAAUCUUCUGCAUUAUUUUAUGGUAAUGCUCUUAUCGUCUCUGCGAUCCCUAUUUGGCUAUUUUGGAGGAUUCAUAUGAUUGAUCUAUAUACUAAUUUGAUAUCUUUCGUUUUGGUCACUUUAAUAAGCACAUAUACUCUUGCUCUUGCAUAUAAGAAUACAAAGUUUAUUCUCAAGCACAAGAUCGCAGUAAAGAGAGAAGAUGCAGUUACUAAAGAGAUGAAUCGCAAACUUGCAGAGGAUAAGAAAAUGAGUAAAAAAGAAAAGGAUGAAAGGAUUUUGUGGAAGAAAAAUGAAGUAGCUGAUUAUGAAGCGACGACCUUCUCUAUCUUCUACAACAAUGCUUUGUUCCUUGCAUUCGUCAUAGUAUCAUCAUUUUACAUAUUAAGAGCAUUCUCUCCAGCAGUAAAUUAUAUACUUUCUGUGGGUGCUACCAGUGCAUUGUUAGCAUUGUUAUCUACAGGUUCUCAAUAAUAAUAACAAUUCAAUGAU
This is a messenger RNA of Vespa velutina, 6709 nucleotides long. Its product is annotated as translocon-associated protein subunit gamma-like. The record is from RefSeq and is a predicted model, not a curated record. Gene Ontology annotation, cellular component: endoplasmic reticulum; membrane. Gene Ontology annotation, biological process: SRP-dependent cotranslational protein targeting to membrane. The transcript is spliced from 8 exons. Lineage: Eukaryota; Metazoa; Arthropoda; Insecta; Hymenoptera; Vespidae. Bases 1509 to 4121 code for a protein of 870 amino acids. Gene Ontology annotation, molecular function: protein-containing complex binding.